This is a messenger RNA of Girardinichthys multiradiatus, 1285 nucleotides long. RefSeq names its product pancreatic and duodenal homeobox 1 (gene pdx1). Lineage: Eukaryota; Metazoa; Chordata; Actinopteri; Cyprinodontiformes; Goodeidae. The record is from RefSeq and is a predicted model, not a curated record. Gene Ontology annotation, biological process: regulation of transcription by RNA polymerase II; type B pancreatic cell differentiation. Gene Ontology annotation, molecular function: DNA-binding transcription factor activity, RNA polymerase II-specific; RNA polymerase II cis-regulatory region sequence-specific DNA binding. The transcript has 2 exons. Gene Ontology annotation, cellular component: nucleus. The coding region runs from base 67 to 831 and encodes 254 amino acids.
UGCGUAGAGCUGAAGGUUCACGCAGUGGCAGGAUCGCAGGUACGCAGCCUCGGGUCCUCUCCAACCAUGAAUCGGGAAGACCCCUUUUACCCCUCUCAGGUUUUUAAAGACUCCUGCGCUUACCAGAGAUCUCCAGGUGAUGACUACAGCCCGCCGCCCUGCCUCUACAUGAGCAGGCAGGUGCACUCCGUGUACACGCCGCCGUCCAUGACCCUGGAGCAAGCCAGCCUUCCCGACAUCGCUGCUGCCGCUUUCACCUUGCCCGACAUGCGGGAGGUUCCGGGCUUGCCGCCGCUACACCACCAGCAAGGGUUCCAGCAGCAGCCUACACUCCAGUCUCCAGGUUAUUUAGAAGCAGGAGAACAGAGUAGAUAUCACCUCCCUUUUCCCUGGAUGAAGACCACUAAGUCCCACUCACACACCUGGAAGGGCCAGUGGACAGGGUCUUACGUGAUGACCGAGGCGGAGGAAAACAAGCGCACACGGACCGCCUACACGCGCGCCCAGCUGCUGGAGCUCGAGAAGGAGUUCCUCUUCAACCGCUACAUCUCGAGGCCGCGGCGCGUGGAGCUGGCGCUGACCCUGAGCCUCACCGAGCGCCACAUCAAGAUCUGGUUCCAGAACCGGCGCAUGAAGUGGAAGAAGGAGGAGGACCGGAGGAGGGCCAGGGGGUCAGAGCCGGAUCAGGACUCCUCCAUCACCUCUGGGGAUCAGGGAGAGACUGCAGGGGGAGGGGUGUCCUCCACAAACGGACCUCACACCAGCACACCCCCUGUGUCCCCGCUGCACGGCCACACGCUGUCCGCGUCGGAGUCCAGAGAAACCGCAUAGGACUGCUGCACCCCUGUCUCUUAAUUGGAGUAUAUAAGAAAUCAUUUUUAUUAUGCUGAGCAAAGAUAACUUAUUUCUUGUACAGCCAUUUAAGAGACCUGUCAAGAUUCUCUCAUACAUUCUAGUGGUUUUUAAUAUGGGCAUUGUGGCUCACCACCCAAGGCACCAGUCAUCUUCAGAAGAAGAACUCAAAGAAAGAAGAAUUGUCAUAUUUGGCUUUAUUACGUUUUUACUUGUACAGACAAUUGCAGGUGCCCCCUGCCUGCCUGUCUGUCUGUCUGUCUGUCUGUCUAUGCUUGUCAAUUUAAAAUCAAGUUUCAGACAAAAAACAAAAAGGCAACAGGUUGUAUGUGUACAUUCCGUAUACCAGCAUCCACUUGUGUAUAUAAGUUUAAAUCAUGUGCACAUUAAUUAUACAGUUCACAUAGUUUGAAAUAAAACCUUUACAACUAUU